This is a messenger RNA of Callorhinchus milii (elephant shark), 6951 nucleotides long. RefSeq names its product HIVEP zinc finger 2a. The transcript is spliced from 8 exons. The record is from RefSeq and is a predicted model, not a curated record. Gene Ontology annotation, biological process: regulation of transcription by RNA polymerase II. The coding region runs from base 259 to 6792 and encodes 2177 amino acids. Lineage: Eukaryota; Metazoa; Chordata; Chondrichthyes; Chimaeriformes; Callorhinchidae. Gene Ontology annotation, molecular function: DNA-binding transcription factor activity, RNA polymerase II-specific; RNA polymerase II cis-regulatory region sequence-specific DNA binding. Gene Ontology annotation, cellular component: nucleus.
CUUCCCUCCUUCCCUCCCCCCGACACACACACUCCUUCCCCAUCCUCUCUCCAAGAAAAGAACCUCUUACAAGACCGUCUGGACGAAAGGGCAUCGAAGGCAUCGGGCAUUGACUCCGAGGCAGCCAUUUUGUGACCAAUGGCGGAACCGGGACUUGACGAAGGACUUGAUUGAUUGAGGCCCAUCUCCCGUCGCCAAGGCAACUCGGGGAGGGGGCGCGGAGAGAGGGAGGGACUUUUCGUCCCCUCUUGAAAAGAGAUGGAGUCCAAGUACGCUACACUUGGCAUGGCAAGCGCCGUGCCACCCAUAGAGGGCGCCAUGACGACAGGACACGGAGAUCCGGACACCCAGGAGACGGGGGGGUUUGGGGAUCUGUCGGGGGCCAGGCUGUCGGGGGGCGAGGGUCCCGCUCAGGCUUAUUACCCCGGGAAGAAGGAAUUCUGCCCCGAAUCGCCCCAGCGCCACCGCAAGCCUCACCGCCACCCACUGGCUGCCUCGUACCGCUACACUCACUCCCUACCCCAGUUCUCCCGCCAGGCCACAGCCCAUCGCUUCAUGGAACCCUCAGCCAUGACGGAAACCUUCCUCUCCCUCCAGGCCCGCGCUCAGGCCGGGCUAGGCCUGGGCCUGGGCCUGAGCAAGUCUCCCGCCAGCCUGCAGACCGCAUUCGGCCACUGCCUCCAGGGGCAGAGCGAGGAGGGGCUGCGCAAGGAGAAGAGGCCGAAGAAGCCGGGGAAACACAUCUGCCAGUACUGCGGGCGGGCCUGCUCCAAGCCCAGCGUGCUGAAGAAACACAUCCGCUCGCACACAGGAGAGAGGCCCUACCCCUGCCUGCCCUGCGGCUUCUCCUUCAAGACCAAGAGCAACCUGUACAAGCACAGGAAAUCCCAUGCCCACGCCAUCAAGGCCGGGCUGGUCUCGGCGUCGGAGGCCGAGGCUCGGCUGGCGGACGAGUACCACUCGGACGCCGACGAGAGCACCGAGACCGAUGAGGAGGGCCCGGGAGAGCGGGGGCUGGGGCUGGGGGCCGAGACGGACGAGCGCAGGAGGCUUCCCGAAGCCCUUGCAGAUGACACGACCCCGGCCCAUGUGAAGGUGCCCAUCCUGAUCGUGCCGCGGGCCGGAGCCAAGGCUCGGGGGGAGAGCCCACCGCCCACGGAGGUGGACCCUGCCAGGGUCGUGACGGCUGCAGUCGGGCACUGGCGCGACGAGCCCCCUCACACCGUCAAGCAGAGGCUGGCCCUGAGGAUCUCAGAGAAGCGGGGGCCGGACAGUGAGCAGUCCCUCAACCUCCUGAGCCCCCACAGCAAGGGCAGCACGGACUCAGGCUACUUCUCUCGCUCCGAGAGCGCCGAGCAGCAGGUCAGCCCACCCAACACCAACGCCAAGUCCUACGCCGAGAUCAUCUUCGGGAAGUUUGCCCGGAUGUCGCCCAGGACCACGGGGACCGGCCCCAACACUCAGGAGCCCCACCUGAUGGGCUUCAAGGACAAAGGAAUCUUGGGGUCCAUGUCAGACACCAAACCCGACAUUGAGAAACUCAUCGAGAAGCAUAUCAUCCAAUUGAUAACCCACAACGAGGUGAUGGUGGACCCCAGUCAGCUCAACACCGUCAAGCCCAGGAAGUCCUCGCUGUCCAGGGGUGAGGCCGGGGACUGGCCCAGGCAGCAGGUCCUGAUGGGGGGUUACGGUCCGGGCACUGCCCAGGAGAAGGCGUUGCUCUCCGUGCCCCCCGGGGCGGGGAGCUCUGCCGACGGAGCUCCCCUGGUGCGCAGCAACUCCAUGCCCACCUCCACAGUGUGCGAGCUGGCCACGCAGCAGGGACUGAGGGGCAGCCACUCCUUCGACGAGCGCAUGGCGGGCUCCGAUGACGUCUUCCACCCCAACGCGGCCACCCUCUCCCACCCCCGCAUGCUAAAGCGGCAGACGGCCAUCGAGCUCUUCCCGGCUUUGGACGCCCACCCGCUCCCCGGGGAGGAAGGGGAGCCCGGCGAGAGUGUGCUGAGGGUGGGCCGAGUGGGCCUGGGGGGUGAGCUGGCCGAGGAGACCCCUGAGGCAGAGCUCGGAGCAAUGGCCAGGAAGGUGCAGCGUCACAAAGGGAGCCCCUUUGAGUGCGAGGUGUGUGGGGUCAAGUACAGGAAGUGGGACAACUUUGAGACGCACCGGACCUUCUACUGCCCUCAGCUGCAUGGAGCCAGGCCGGGCCUGCACCGGGCGGGGGGCACGGAGGCAACCGCGAUCCCCAGGCCCCAGCCCAGGCUAGGCCAGCCCCCCGAGACCCUGCCCCUGAGGAAGAGGAGGAAAGAGAAGAGCGUGGGGGAUGAUGAAGAUCCACCGGGGGAGUACGUGAGCUCGCUGGACACGGGCGGGGAGGACCCAGACCGGGGCGGCGUCAGGAUCAGCUCCGGCUCCACCAGUCCCUUCGUGGGGGAGGGCUACAAGACCCCGGCCCACCCACAGGCCAUGGAGUACCAGAGCGCGGGGGAGGAGCAGCCACUGUGUCGAGGUGCCCUGGACGAGGUCUACGGCCUAGCGGACGGCCAGUCCCACUCGUCCCAGGGCAACAAGCACCAAGAGGCCGUUGGCCGCCACAGGCCGGGCAACGAGAUCUCCGUCAUCCAGCACACCAACUCGCUGAGCCGGCCCAGCUCCUUCGAGCGCUCGGAGUCAGGGGAGGGCCCGGGGUCAGGCCGCUGUGCCACCCCCGAGCCCGAGGCACCCACCAGCUGCGGGGAGGCUGAGCCAGGCGAGGCUCAGGCCAAGCUGAUACGUCAACACAACAUCCUGGUGCCGGAGAUCCGAGUGACCGAGGAGCCAGAGAAAGACCCAGAGGCACCCGUGAAGGAGCCCGAGAAGAUGGCGGAGGAGUUUCAGUGGCCCCAGCGCAGCGAGACCCUCUCCCAACUGCCCACUGAGAAGCUCCCGCCCAAGAAGAAGAGGCUACGGCUGGCGGACAUGGAGCAUUCGUCCGGGGAAUCCAGCUUCGAGUCGGUCUCCCUGUCCCGCAGCGCCAGCCAGGAGAGCACCCUGUCCCACACCUCCAGCCUGUCAGCCUCGCUGGAUCGGGAUGAAGCCCCCAGGUACUCCGGGGGGCCGCCCGAGUUCCUCACCGUCCCCUACGGGGCCUCUGGUCUCCUGGGGGCCCAGGGCCACCAGCAGAAGGAGAUGAGACGCUCCUCCUCUGAGCAGGCUCCCUGUCAGCCCUACCCGGAGAUGGCGGAGAACAGGAGCAAGUCUUUUGACUACGGGAACCUGUCAGGGGCCUCAGGGCUGGCUGCGGGUGUCCCCGGGGUCUCGCUGGCUCGGGAGAGGAGGAAGUGUUUCCUGGUCCGCCAGGCCUCACUCAGCCAAUAUUCCGAGCCCUUGACAGCCGAUCCCAGGCCGGAGCCGGCUGAGCCCCGUGUCUACCGCCCGCCCUCACCUGCCUGCGUCCUCCCCGUCCUCGACCGGCACCACCAGCCCCCCUGGCAUCCCCCGCCCCCGCCAGCCGACACACAGCUAUCGUGGCAGUACUUCCGCCCGCCAGGCCCGAGCUCCCCGCACCAUCACCACCCCCCAGAGCAGCCCACCCAUCCUCGAUCCCUCCCGUCACUGCCCCACGACCACACCGAGCAGCCCAUCAUUGACCCCUGGGGGCCCCACCCUGACCCCCCCGGGGCAGACAGGAGACCCCACGGGCUGCUGGUGCCGGUCAGGAUCCAGGCCAACGUGCCCUCGUAUGGGAGCGUCAUGUACACCAGCGUCUCCUCACACGUCCUGGGCGCCCGGCCGCCCUCCAGCUCUAACGCUAUCCUCAUGUGCAAGGUGGAGGAGGAGGGGGCAGCGAAGGGAGCCAGAGGCAUCAGCCUGGAGCUGGCACGUGCCUUGGCCGAGCGGCAGAGAGGACUGGGCCAGUGCCCUCUUUGGAAGUUUUCGUCAGGCCUGGGUGGCAGUUUUGAGAGCGGGGGUGUGGGCAUGGGUGGGUCGGACGGUCCUGGAGCCAUGGGUGGCAGUAAGCGGGUGCUCUCGCCCGCCAGCAGCCUGGAGCUCUUCACCGAGACCAACCAACAGAAGCGCGUCAAGGAGGAGAAGAUCUGCGGGCAGAUGCUAGAGAAACUGAGUCUCCGUGAGACCAGCCCGGCCCCCAAGCCCAACAAACCCCAGCUGCGGAGGCAGCACUGCACCACGGAGCUCAGGGAAGGCCUCUCGUCCCCUUCCUCGCCCUCGCCCUCCACCUCCUCCUCUUCCUCCUCCUCCCCACCCUACUCCCAGGAUUUCAAGCCCAUGGUCCGUUUGGGGGAAGCAGAGGCCAUGGAUUCCUCGGGCAGCCUGGACACGGAGAGCCCACAGCAGGGAGAGGCCUGCUCGGAAGCCAACCACACUCCCAAGUUCCCCAUCAGCAUGCUGCUCCAGGUGCCGGCCAGCCAGAGCGGGGCUGCGGGCGGGGGAACCAUUCUCCUCACGGACGUGUCUGACCUCCAGGCCUUCCUUCAGUUCCCCAGCCUGCGCACAUCCACCGGGGUGAGCUGGUGCUUCCUGAACUACACCAAACCCAACCACACCCGACAGACAGCGCCCAAAUCCUCGCUCUACGCUUCCUGGUGCAUCAGCGCCUACAACCCCAACCCCCCCGGCACAGCCACCAAACUGGCCCUGGCCCUGCUCAGGUCCAAACAGAAGAGCAGCCGAGAGACUUACAUCAUGUCCACCAUCAACUGGCCCUACUGCGGCAAGCUGGUGUCCUCCAGCGCUUGGAAACAGAGGCUGGCGCAGAUCAAAUGGUACGAGUCGUCGCAGCAGGAAUGUGAAGGCGCUGGGAGGAACUCUUCAGGAAGCUUUGAAAAGGAGCGGGAGAAGAUGGAAACGUGUGGAAAUAAAGAUCUCACUGCCAAGCAACCUGAGCCAACGCGAAUCAAAAUUUUUGACGGAGGGUACAAGUCUACCGAGGACUAUGUGUAUGUGAGAGGACGCGGCAGAGGUAAAUACAUCUGCGAGGAGUGUGGCAUCCGCUGUAAGAAGCCCAGUAUGCUGAAGAAACAUAUCCGAACUCACACCGACCUUCGGCCUUUCAUGUGCAAGUUCUGCAAUUUUGCCUUCAAAACGAAAGGAAACUUGACGAAACAUAUGAAAUCCAAGGCGCACACCAAGAAAUGCCUGGAACUGGGAAUCGCUUUGACGUGUACGGAUAGCACAGAGAUAGAAGAAGCAGGAAUGGCGGAUGACACCAACAAAGAAGCCUUGGCUGAGCUUCCGGUGGAGCAUCAGUUUUCUGACCCCGAGGAGUCUGACGGAGGGGAUGAGGAGGGAGACGAGGAGGACGAUGACGAGGAGGACGAGGAUGAAGAUCUGCAGGGAGACAGCACGCCCACCACCAGCUCCAGGAGCACCAGCCCUCUGCCGCGCAGCCGGCCUGCCUCGACCUCCCUCAACAUCUCCUCUCCUUCCUCCUUCGACGUCUCUGCCUCCAGCAGCCAGUCCUCACUGAUCAAUUACCUGGUCACCCUGCCGAGGAUCGAAGUCACCCAGCUGAUGCCGCCCUGCUAUUCCCGAGCGGGGAGCCCGUUGUCACACUAUCAGAGAUACCUGCAUGAUAGGCUGACGGAACCCAUCGAGUGCAAGGAUAGGCUAGACAUCCCCUCCCCCACCAACGUGUGGCUGCCGCGGACAGAGGAGGGCUCCCCCAGGGACGACAGCUCCAGGGAGUUGUCCCCGUCAGGAGACACCAGCUCCAGCCGACAGACGUCUCCCGGGUACGAGGGAUCGCCCACGAGAGACGGCUCGCCAUCUUCCCGGAGAUACCUGUCCCCCCGACGGGACCUCUCGCCACGACGUCACCUGUCCCCCAGGCGGGAGAUCUCACCCAUCAGACACCGCUCGCCAAAAAGGGAAGCCUUUCUCCGGGAGCUCUCUCCCAGGCGGGACCUGUCUCCCAGGAGACAUUUUCUGCCCAGGAGAGAGAUCUCGUCCCCGAGACAGCUCUCCCCUGUGAAGGACCUCUCCCCCAGGCGGGACCUGUCCCCGAGACGAGACUACAGAGACCGGAGACACAUGGCACUGAGAGCCACAUCUCCCAGGAGAGCCACGUCCCACCCCACACAGUUGCCAGGGCAGUAUGUACAGCAUUUGGAAAUGAACCUGAGAUCGCUGUACGAUGUACACAGGCCUCCCCCACAGCCGCCUUUGUAUCCUCUUCCCGAGGGGAAGCAUCUCCAGGCGGUGCUGGGUGAGGGGCGCGAGGGUUACCUCUUCAGCCACCUGCCCCUGCACUCCCAGCACCAGGACCGAACCCCUUAUUGCAUGAUCCCCAUUGGGGGCAUCCAGAUGGUGCACUCGCCCACCACGGCCUACCCUGGGCUGCCCGCGGCCUCUCGGGCCCCGCGCUGGGCCAGGCAGCGGGAGGACAGCCUGAUCGAGGAGGCCACGCACUGCGUGAUCGAGAGCAUCAAGGAGAUGGACAUCUUCUCUAGGCCGGAGGAGGCGCAGUCUCCCAUGGCGACCGGGCCGCAAGCCAGGACCCCCAGCCCCGCCGACCCCAGAGAGCGUAGGACUAAAGGGGACGAGGCGGGCGGAGCAGGGGGAGGGCCCGAGCAGCUCUGGGAGCCCCCAGCACUCGCCCGCCCUGGCUUCACUGAGACCUUGACGGCUGCUGGACACUUCGGCUCGGCCCGGGCCCCCUCCCACUCCCCCUCCUCCGGCCCGCGGCCCGAACACAGCGAUCUCUUCUCAGACGGGAUGAGGUACCAGGGCCUGAGCUGGGCCGGGAGCGACCGACAGACUCACUGCAAGAAAGCCUACUUCCCCGGCUCCCAAUGAAGAGAUCGAUUAACAGAGGAAACAGGAGACACAGGGCUCCGCACUGCUCUCUCGCAACCUUGCGGACAGAACGCGCGCGAAAUAAAUAAGUAUAUAUAAAUAUAUAUAUAUAUAUAUAUAAAAAAUUAAGAUUAAUAAUUUUCUAUCCCAUACGUAAAC